Eurytemora carolleeae is the source of this 3306-nucleotide messenger RNA. RefSeq names its product Werner syndrome ATP-dependent helicase homolog. Gene Ontology annotation, molecular function: nucleic acid binding; four-way junction helicase activity; ATP binding. The transcript is spliced from 20 exons. Gene Ontology annotation, cellular component: nucleus; chromosome; cytoplasm. Gene Ontology annotation, biological process: DNA replication; double-strand break repair via homologous recombination. The coding region runs from base 6 to 3083 and encodes 1025 amino acids. The record is from RefSeq and is a predicted model, not a curated record. Lineage: Eukaryota; Metazoa; Arthropoda; Copepoda; Calanoida; Temoridae.
AAAAAAUGUAUUUCAAGUUUUCAGAUUUAAGAAUGGACGAUUGGGGGGCAGAUGAAGAUGACGAUAUUUUGGCUGGCGCCGCUGCUGAAAUGGACGAGAAAAAAUCGGCCGACGAUGACAGCAUGCUUUUUGAUGAUGAUGACGAUGAGCUGCUAGCAAGCUUUGUUCAAGAGGACGAAGACACUGCUCCGAUUGAACUGAAAGAGAAAGCUGAUAAAGAUGAUUUCGAGGAGCUAAACCUAACUCCGCCAACCCCGGAGCAAACCAGUUUUCUAGCUUCAAACUUUGGACAUUCAAGGUUUAAGCCCCUGCAAUGGCGUAUCAUCAAGUCUGUGACAGAGGAGAGGAGGGAUCAGUGCGUGGUGAUGCCGACAGGCUACGGGAAAUCUCUCUGCUAUCAGUUCCAGCCUGUCUACCAGGACAAGGUGUGCCUGGUGAUCUCCCCCCUGAUCUCCCUGAUGGAGGACCAGGUGCUGGGUCUUAAGUCUGCUGGGAUAUCUGCAGAGUUUCUUGGAUCUGCUCAAACUAACUGUGCCAAGGUUCUUCAGAUGCUGGAGGACAGAGAACUGAGUUUACUCUACCUAACCCCUGAGUAUAUAUGUGCUAAUAGUGAGUUAUUAAAACUUCGCAUUAAAGAUCUGAAGACUGUAUCUGCUGUAGCUAUAGAUGAAGCACAUUGUGUGUCACAGUGGGGCCAUGAUUUCAGACCAAGCUAUCGAGAUCUCAGUAAGAUCAAAUUAAAUUUCCCUGGCGUUCCCAUAAUUGCUCUCACCGCUACAGCUACUCCACAAGUUCAGAAGGAUAUAUGUCAGGUUUUAAAGAUGACGAAUCCUCAGAUUACAAGAACAUCGUUCAACAGGGCAAAUCUUUACCUGGAGGUUCGACCGAAGACCGGAGCUUGGUACGAUGUAUCCCAGAUGCUUGAACCACCGAUGAACCCUGGAGAUGAGAGGAGGUUCCCAGGUCCAACCAUCAUUUACUGUCCGAGACGGAAGGAUGUUGAACUGGUUGCUCGGGAACUAGAGGCACAUGGUAUAAAAUGCGGGAUGUAUCAUGCUGGGUUGUCACAGGCUGCUAGGAAGGAAACUCACAAGGCCUUCGUGUACGACGAUAUUCAAGUCGUGGUUGCUACAAUUGCCUUCGGUAUGGGUAUAGAUAAACCAGAUGUUCGUUGUGUCAUUCAUUGGGGAGCUCCUCGAGAUAUGGAAUCUUAUUAUCAGGAGAUUGGUAGAGCUGGGAGAGAUGGAUUGAAUUCAUCUUGUAGAAUAUAUUUUGCCCCUGCAGACUUCAGCACCCAUCGUCAUUUUCUUGUGGAGAACUCCGACUCUGCCUGGAGAGAGCACAGAGCGGAGAUGAUUCAUCAGAUGGAGCUGUUCCUAGGGUAUACGGAGAAGUGUCGUAGGGUUCAACUCCUCUCACAUUUUGAACCAGGAAGUACUGGGACAAGUUUGGGACUAGUAAGAGCUCGAAACUGCUGUGAUAACUGUACUCGUCAUCUACUUAAGGGAGGUAAACUUGGCAUAAGCGCGGACACUCCGACAUCGGAGGAUACGGAGCAAGACUUCGGCGAGGAUGCCAGACUCCUUCUCAAUGCCCUGGAGAUUGUUGGAAAUCAGAGAGGACUGGGAACUAGUGUCAAGGUAGUUCGCGGCAUGAAGGAUAAGAAUAUUUGGGACAGAUGGCAGCAGGAUAAAGUAUUUGGAGCAGGGAAAGGAAAAUCUGUGAAAUAUUGGACAGCACUGGGUCGGACCCUCAUCUCCUCCGGGCAUAUAAAGGAGAUGAAACAUCACAUGGGUGAUCAGGGAGGGAAGCGAGGGUUUGCCUAUAUGGGUUGUUCCAUCAGUAAGACAGGAAACAAGUUGUUGAACUCUACAGAUCCCUUAAUGCUCAAGGUAGUAGGAGACUUGUUGGAGACCAAGAUUAAACCCAAGGCUACCGUGAUAACUCCUAGGUUUGGUAUGGACCGAACUCCGGAGGAUUCUCUGCGGAUUGAUCUGUACAACAUGUUAGUAUCUGAGCGACACAAGCUUGCAGUUCUACACUCUAUCCCGCCAUAUAUGGUUAUCACAGAGCAAGCAAUGCUUCAGCUUGCUGAAACCAGACCUUCUAGUCUAGCAAACCUGAAACGGGUUCAAGGUUUCUCCGAGGCUAAGGUGGCUAGGUACGGAGAUAAUUUUCUCAAAGUAAUCUCAAAGUUUGCUUCCCAGCAUGUUAAUCUCAAGCGGGACGAAUUUCCGGAGGAGCUGAGCACGGAUGAGACUCUUCAGAGAUCUGGUCUCUCUCAAACCAUCCUCACAACCUACUUGAUGUUCGUGGAGAAGAAGAAUAUUGAUCAAGUUGCUGCAGCCAGAGGAUUUAAGGUGUCCACCCUGUCCGGUCAUCUGGCUGACUGUAUUGAGGCAGGGCUAGAGCUAGAUAUAGAACUACUUGGAGUCUCAAGGAAGAUGUUCUCCUUAGUUUCACAAGUUAUUUUCAACCCUCCCAUCAGCUCAGAUGUAUCCAGAAUGAGCCCUAUAAAGACUGAACUGGAGAAUCAAGAUCUCGGACAUGUAGAUUACGGUCAUAUUCGACUUAUUGUUGCCCGUCUCAAGGCGGCGCAUGGAGCAACCCCAGAGGGAGUUCUGCAAUGGAGCGAAGAUGAAUACAAAACAUACCAGACUCCUGAUACCAGAAUACAAGGGGGCUCUGAUACCAGAGUACAGGGGGGCUCUGAUUCAGAGAGUGCUUCACUACAUUCCAUUUCCUCAAGUAGUUCAAACAUGGUUCAUCCGUCUUCCAGUAGAGAUCAGAUCUCUCACAUUCCUGCUCCUCAACCCUGCCCGGAGAACUCAACAGGUUCUGCAGAGAAACUCAAGAAGUUUGCAUUCAAACCCAGAUCUCCGAUUCUACUAGACCGAUCCAACACAACGCUGACGGAACCUGUAGUUGAUCCGUUGAGUACUAACGAACCGGCCUAUAGCGUGGUUCAACAGUCUAAAAGUACUGGAGCUAAAACACGUCGUCUUCCUGAUUGGAUGCAAGACAACAAAUUAAAAACAGAACACAUGCGGAAGAAAAUGAAAACUAAUUCUCUUUUUAAAUAAUUUUCUUGAGUCUUUUCUAAUGUCCAUAGUUAUUGCCAAGCAUAUUUAACAUGUUCCUGGUGACGCCCAAGGAGUAUUUUUUAUGAAAAUUUGAUUACUCAAAAUUAGUUAUUUUAACUUGUCAAACACAACAUUACUAUGAGUUUACAAUUGCCAUACGGUACUUAACAUUUUGAUUCUAUGUAAAUUUAUACUAGUGCGCAUUAUUCAUAAGUUUUCAGAA